AUGUCGUUGGAAACGGUACCAAAAGAUCUUCGUGGAUUGAGAGCAUGUUUGGUAUGCUCAUUGAUCAAGACUUUUGAUCAGUUUGAAUAUGAUGGGUGCGACAACUGUGAUGAAUUUCUACGACUGAAGAAUAAUAAGGACAAUGUUUAUGACUGCACUAGUAACAAUUUUGAUGGGAUGAUAGCUGUUAUGAGCCCGGAAGAUAGUUGGGUCUGCAAAUGGCAGCGCAUAAACCGAUUUUGUAAAGGAGUAUACGCAAUAUCAGUAUCAGGAAGACUACCAGCUGGUGUUAUAAGAGACAUGAAGAGUCGUGGCUACGUUUACAGACCAAGAGAUACAAGCCAGAGAUAA
Spodoptera littoralis (African cotton leafworm) is the source of this 351-nucleotide messenger RNA. NCBI's taxonomy places the organism in Eukaryota, Metazoa, Arthropoda, Insecta, Lepidoptera, Noctuidae. The record is from the annotation of a GenBank genome assembly.